Messenger RNA from Penicillium diatomitis, 1446 nucleotides. Its product is annotated as MCT family MFS transporter. Lineage: Eukaryota; Fungi; Ascomycota; Eurotiomycetes; Eurotiales; Aspergillaceae. Bases 1 to 1446 code for a protein of 481 amino acids. The record is from RefSeq and is a predicted model, not a curated record. The transcript is spliced from 4 exons. Gene Ontology annotation, molecular function: transmembrane transporter activity. Gene Ontology annotation, biological process: transmembrane transport. Gene Ontology annotation, cellular component: fungal-type vacuole membrane.
AUGAACGACUUCCAUCAAGACCCCGUGGGAGCUCCCUCGAUUGCCGAUUCCACCACUACACGGGCACUUUCUGAGCACUCCACGCCAUCAAUCGCCAACCAAACGCACCACGAUAUGGAAAAGGGAAAGCCGACCACUCAACCAGUCGAGUCCCAACAUGUGCCUGAGAAAGAUGAGAAAGCAUCAGAAAAGGCCGCAGCAGGCGACCCGGCUCUCGCUGCCGCGCCAGGCCCGGGACCUCCUCCCGACGGAGGUGCAGAGGCGUGGAUGUCUGUUUUGGGAGCCUUUUUUGGACUGUUUGUGAGCUUUGGAUGGAUCAAUUGUAUUGGAAUCUUCCAAACGUAUUACGAGACCCACCAACUUCGUGAUUUGUCCACCAGUACCGUGACAUGGAUUACUUCACUGGAGACAUUCAUCAUGUUUUUUGCGGGUCCCGUGUUUGGCACCAUUUUCGACAGCUACGGCCCCCGAGCCAUCCUUCUAGGGGGCACUUUUUUCCACGUCUUCGGCCUGAUGAUGGCCUCUCUUUCCACCGAGUACUAUCAAUUCAUCCUCGCCCAGGGCAUCUGCAGUCCCCUGGGCGCAAGCGCCGUCUUCACCGCCAGUGUCAACUCGGUCAGCACAUGGUUUGCCAAACGACGCGCAUUCGCCCUGGGCAUCACGGCCUCGGGAUCCAGUCUGGGCGGAGUCAUCUUCCCCAUCAUGGUCUCGAAUCUCAUCCCCAAGGUUGGAUUUCCCUGGGCGAUGCGAAUCUGCGCCUUCUUGAUCCUGGGGAUGCUGGUCAUCUCCAAUGUGACUCUUAGAUCGCGGAUCAAGCAUACGAAGAAGCCGUUUGAUAUCAUGAACUUUGUGCAUCCCUUGAAGGACAAGAAGUUUAUGAUCACGGUGGCUGCUUGUUUCUGCUUCUUCUGGGGCAUGUUCUUGCCGUUUACCUUUGUGAUCACUCAGGCCCAGCGAUAUGGCAUGUCAGAGCACUUGUCGGUAUAUUUGAUUCCCAUUCUCAAUGCAGCCAGUGUCUUCGGCCGCACCAUCCCAGGCUACCUCGCGGACCGAGUCGGGCGAUACAACAUCAUGAUCUUCUUCAGCUAUCUCUCCGCCAUCCUCGUCCUGGCCCUCUGGCUCCCUUCCCGCAGCAACGUGCCCGCCAUCAUCUUCAGCGCCCUGUACGGCUUCAGCUCCGGGGCCUUCGUCUCCAUUGUUCCGGCCCUGAUCGCCCAGAUCUCUGAUCUGCGAGAAGUCGGCGUCCGCAACGGCACGUGCUUCGCGAUCAUCUCGUUCGCCGCCUUGACCGGCACCCCGAUUGGCGGAGCCUUGGUCCCGGAUGUUUUGACCGGGUCGUAUACCAGGUUGCAGGUCUUUUGUGGGGUGGUGAUGAUGGUCGGGUCGAGUCUGUUUGUGGUGGCGAGGGUAGUUGUGGGCGGUUGUAACUUGAGGAAAAAGGUCUGA